Molecule: messenger RNA, 746 nt
Organism: Micropterus salmoides (largemouth bass)
Lineage: Eukaryota; Metazoa; Chordata; Actinopteri; Centrarchiformes; Centrarchidae
Exons: 9
Coding region: 39-581 (180 amino acids)
Source: RefSeq, a predicted model, not a curated record
UUGUCUCGAGCCUGGCCGCUGCUGCCGCUGCUGUGUGGAUGAUUAAAAUGUCUAGCAUAAGUUUUGACAAACCAAGUGUUUCAAAGACCUGGAUCGCUCUGAAACGGCUGGACAAAAACGAUGACAGAGUGGUGGCUCUUCGAGAAGUGUCUGUUCCUCCAGCAGCUGAGGUCACCACGAUCAUACAGAUCAUCACCUCUACCUUUGGGCUGAACUCUUCUGGUGUCAUAUUCAAGAUAAGAAACCACCGUGGAUGUCUGAUCCCUCUGAACAGCUUGAUCCCUGCUAACAGCAAGCACAUGCCAUAUGUGCUUGAGGUAGCCAAGAUCUUUCAGCAUGUGCGUCCCAAACCCAGAACCAUUCCCAUGAUCAACAAGAGCAUGAAGACCAAGCCACAGGCUAUUGACAGGAGGAUUGAGAGACUGGAGGAGCUCCUGCCUCAGAUCAAACUCAGGCGCGACAAAAAACUAAGCGAGGAGAUUGAAUGUCUCAACCAGAAGCUGAAGUUUCUUCAUAACAGAAUGCAGGUGGCAGAUUCUCGCAGCUGGAAGGGAGUGCUGACCAGAGCCCCUCUGUGGUAAACCAACACAUACAUUUCUGGCUGUUUUAGAAGACAUGAAUCAUCUGUGGGAAUACGGUCACACUCAUCAUUCACUGCAGAUUUGAUCAUGCCACCAUGUGAGGAUGGAUUGUGAUCUGGAUUUUUACAAUUUAUUUUUAUAUGUAUUAAAAACCUUGGACACGUC